AUGAGAGGCUGGGCGCUCAUGCAGACAGGCCUGAAAGCAGGGAUCGUUGAACGGGACAAUGUCCUUGUCCCCAUCAAGGACAUCACCUGGGUUGGGAAAAAUGUGUUUGCUGUGUGCGUGCCAGCUUACGGGCGAACAAUCGGCUGCGAGCUGACAGCCGUGGAUGUGCCACGCGGCACCGCACCGACCCUUGAGGAAAACGUGGUGGGGGCUCUAAAAGAAGUCCGCCGUGCACCGCACAAGUAUCUGCGGCAAGACCACUAUGCCUCGUUUCCACUCCAAGGCUACGGAGACAUUAUAUUUGGCACGGGUGACGACGCAACGAAGUGGUUUUCGUUGCAGGAGUUUUUGCUGCGGCGCGGGGUUGGCCGCAUUGUGCGUCCCAUAUUCACACGACUGGAUGAACUUAUCCAGGCGGAGUUGGAGGGCUUAGGGGAUACAAGUCAACCCCCAGACGGUCGUGAGCCGCCGUGCGUGUGGGCAUGCCGUCUUUUCCAGUUUGAAAAAAGUCCAUUGUUCCGCAAGGAAUUGACUGGACAAAUCAUAGAUGUUCUGCGGGGUGAUGUGUAUGUGGUUCGCUGGGACAAGGAGCAGGUUGUGAGCGGCAACUGCCCAAGCAAAGAUAACGGCAGUAAAGGUAAUAAUAACGCCCACCACGAAGAGUGGCCACCGCAGCUAGUGCUUCUUGACGCUGUAAAGUGUCUUUCGUCGCGAACGGCGAAUGGCUUCAAGGCGCUGCGGUGGGCACAAAAGCACCUUCUCUACUCCCGCGUCAAAGUCUGCAUUCACUCCACCUGGCCGUCGGAGAAGGACGUGUCAAAUAACACGCAACUCUUCUCUCAUGAGCAGUUGCGAUGUGUGCGGUCGACCGUAUACUUCCGACCACGGGGCUCUGAACCGUGGAAGACGGCCACGGCGGGUGCUAGUAAUGUAGGUUGCACCCUGGUUUCAAAGGGGCUCGGAUUCGUUCGACAGGUUGUGGAUGCUGCGAUGCCGCGUUCGGAGGAUUUUCAUGAACUUCUUUUAGCUGCCAGGGACCGGUGCCGUGCGAUGGCAGAUGCUGCACCGAAAGAUGCAAAGCUGUUCCCGCCUCAGAGCUUGUCCAUCUCCGAAGGUGGAGCCCCGUACUCUGCAGAUUUUACCGCUGCUACGUGGUGCAUCGCUUCUCCGUCGCUGGCGACACUGUGGCAGUCCACAAUGUGGGAUGGCGAUGUCCACCGCAGUGCGCACGAUUACCCCCAACGCAUCCACUCUCUGCGACCACUGCGAAGCCUCUGUGAGAUGGAGACACUGAUACGUGAAAAUGAGAGCUUUGAGGGCUUUAUCAAUUCCGUGGCGCUGGUGCGGGAGUCUCUUGAUGCGGCCUCAGAGAAACAGCAGCGCCAGCGUCGUCAGUUUCUCCGUGUUGAAAUUAACGCUAUUUUUAGUCUCACGAGGAUUCGAGAUCUUCUUGCCAGAGUUGAGGCGAACACCCUUGGCUCUGUUCGCUGGCAUCCCACCGAAGAGAGCAUCUUGGGCAGCGCCGCCAAGGUGACCGUGGUGUACGAUAGGUGGCUGAGCACCAUUCCCCUUACAGAGGUCGUUUUUCUCUAUGCCGCCGUCACCAGGUACGUGCCGCAGGAGUACGACCCUGCAAAACACUGCCCAAAGAGCUUUCAGCAUGAGGCGACAAUAAAGAAGGAAGAAGCGCUGGGGAGGAUGGUGGUGAACUUGAAACUUGCAGAUGAGGAGGCUGAAAGAAUUUUUGUCAUUGAUGUUAGGGUGGAAUUUAGAAACCGUGUCGAGCAACUGAAUCAUCGGCGUGUGUAUUUCCUCAGCAGGGCGGAACAAGGCCCUAGCAACUCAGGCACGUUGUUGUAUGAUGAUGAUGAUGAUGAUGCCUAUGUCGCUGUUGACCUUGAUAUUGUGGACAAUAGGGACAACUCCUCCGUGAGUGAUAGCGGCAGUGAAGAGAAAGCUGAUGGACCAACGACGGACAAUCGGGGCGCGGAAGAGGCAAAGCAAGCAAGCGAUGACAAUAAUGCAGAGAGAACAGAGGAAACGAUGGAGUCGUCGGAGACGUUUUUUCAUUCCAGCGUUGAUUUUUACUUUGAAGUCGGCAUUGACGCGGCACAUAAGGCGGAGGAGUCCACUCAGAGCCUGCGUGACUGGGGUAAAAGUCUCAUGUACCGUGAUGUGCGUUGUGUGCCAAUGGGCAUUGGGACCGUGAAUGGGGCUCGUGGGUUUCUGGGAGAUGUGCUGUUGAUCGAGACGCCGGAAGGGGAGGAGGACGAGCACCCCGCUGCGGAGGACAGGAGCCUUCUUUUUACGUUGAAAAAUGACUUGUGGCUGCCGGCCCCCCCAUCACGGGAAACGAAAGGUGAUGCGUGGGUGGACACGACCCGGAUGCUUGAACAAUACCAUCGCAGACGUCGCGACGAUUUGCUCAAGCAGUGGUUUGAGUCGCGGAAACUUCUUGUUAACGAGUGGUAUGAGUCGCUUUGUCGCAUGCGUGCCGAGUUCUGUGAGGCAGGGAACUGUGUAGGCGUGGAAAGGGACAUUGCUUCGGGUUUAUUGAUGUGCAUGGAGGCGGAAGAAUUAUUUUUUGCUUGCCACAAACCAGGUGGUGAUAGUGGUGCCGUAAUUUACGCCGAGGCGGGGAGAAUGGAAUGCUGGUACGACGCGGACACGAGCCUUACCACUGGGGAGAGGAGGACGACUGCUGUGGACGCCAAUCUGCGGGCAGUUGCGUUUCAAGGACGCGGUGCAUCUUUUGGCGUCAUCGCACCAACCUUUCUGCCGCCCAAGCUUCCCUUGUGUGCGUUUUCGCUAUUUCCGCGUCAACUUUUCGCCGCGCACUACAAGAAGCAUCGCGCGCUGGUGACGAAGAACAGCGCGGAGUCCGUGAGUGAGUCCGGGGAGCUUCACGUGGAUGCCGCCUUUAUUCGGCUGCCUCAUCGCUUUUUGCCCAAUUUGUUCGCCUCAAACUUAGACCGUCUGCCGGCGUCUCUGCGGAAUGUGGAGCGGGCCCUCUGUGAGUCGUUGCAGCAGGGUGCCGUGCUGCGUCAGGCUAACGCGCCUGAGGUCGUAUAUUACGCGGCAGAAAAGGCCUUUGUUUCUAUUUUAUCUAUGCUGCUGCUGCUUCAGCCGCGACGCGAGAGUGUGGAAGAGAAGUCCAGUGCAGAAGCCCACUCCCACGCGACCGUCUACAAGUUGCUGAAGGAGGAGCAUGGUGCCCUAUACGAUGUGAAGACGUCGAGGAUUGCUUCUUCUGCAGUGCUUUACAGGGUGCGUCCCAACCUCAGCGCGAAUGGGUAUGGGCAUGGACAGCGGCCGCAGCAGCAGCAGCAGCAGCAGCAACAACAACAACAACAGCAGCAGCAGCCGCCUGUACUGUUUAUUGGGUCGGUCGACUCAGAGACGAGUGACAAGUUCGAGGCCCCCGGUUCCUUUAAUAUGCUGGAUAUAAAGGCCUUGUCUCGUGCACUGCAAGUUCUGGGGUUUGAAUCACUUGCUGCGCCCCCUCCGGCUUCAUCGUCCGACGCGUUGGCGAGGAGCGACAAUGAUGACAUCGUCUUGCUGACCGAGUUGAGUGCUGCGGAGUGCCAUCCUAUGGCCUCCCGUGGGAUCGGACCUUAUCCGUUAACAAACAGCGUCCCGAGGCUGUAUCAUCCAUUCCCGUGGCUCGCGCUUCUAGGUCGGCCCCUGCUUGCUCGAGACGAAUAUGACGCGGAAUUUUUGGGCAAUUGCGAAGAGGCUGGAGACAGAGGUAAACUCGUUCGGCGGCAAAUUGCGGUCUCCUACACAGCCGUUUGCUUGAGUGAAAAGAAACCGUAUCGUUCAUUCUCCUAUGGUCGAAUAAGUCGGUCGCUGAUCUAUGGGAUUGUGAAUAGACGCAUAGAGAAGGGUUCUGAUAUCAGGAACUAUUUGUCCCUUCUGCUCCUUCGUCCGGCAUGCACUACGGCCGAGGGUGCCUCUCCGUUUGCGGAUGGAAUCUUGAGUGUGUACGGAACAGCGAAUGAGCCUUUGUACUUAUUCUAUCUCUCCCGUCGACAACUUCGGUUUCGACUAGGCACGCUUUGGCCUUCGCUAGUGGAAGGAAUGGAAGAUACGACGGUUCCGACGAGCGCUGAGCUAAAGACGGAGGAUAACUUUAUACGAAAGUUGUCCGAGGCCGGGAAACAGCUUAUUGACUUGGUGGCUCAGCAGACGGCUGAGCCAUCGAGUUGCAAGAGUGGGGACGGGAAACCUCCCGCACGUGUGUACCUUAGAAUGAGUCUCGAACUUGACACUUUCGACGACGCAAGUAAGUGCAUGCGGGUCGCUGUGUUCCCCAUCAAGAAUGAAAAGAAAGCCGGGGAAGAGGACGCGGCAGUUGGCAUGCACGCCAAUCCCCAUCAGCAGAUUGACUUUACUGCUAAUGUGUGGUCUCGGUUCCCGCAACAUGUGCUUCUUGUGAGGUACCGCCCCGAGCGUGGCGAGUAUGCCUUUGCGUGGUCGGAUUUCGAGAAGCCGUCCGAAGUGGACGCUGAGACGCUCCCCACGAAACACUAA
Trypanosoma conorhini is the source of this 4533-nucleotide messenger RNA. RefSeq lists its product as uncharacterized. Lineage: Eukaryota; Euglenozoa; Kinetoplastea; Trypanosomatida; Trypanosomatidae. The record is from RefSeq and is a predicted model, not a curated record. The transcript has a single exon. Bases 1 to 4533 code for a protein of 1510 amino acids.